This is a messenger RNA of Monopterus albus (swamp eel), 1831 nucleotides long. Its product is annotated as ras-related protein ORAB-1. Bases 178 to 789 code for a protein of 203 amino acids. The transcript has 6 exons. Lineage: Eukaryota; Metazoa; Chordata; Actinopteri; Synbranchiformes; Synbranchidae. The record is from RefSeq and is a predicted model, not a curated record. Gene Ontology annotation, molecular function: GTP binding; GTPase activity.
AUAUUUGAUUCGAUUAUGCUGUUCUGUUGGAGACAACCAGUUUAACCAGGGCUUGACCAAAAGGAAAUUAAAAAACAAACAAACGGUGUUUUCUUCCACUACGAGGCGAGCUCCAAGGUUCACCUGAAAUCAAAUUCAGCUGCAUUCACAGUAACAACAGUUUAUAAGCUGUAGUCAAUGAUGAAUCCCGAAUAUGACUAUUUAUUCAAACUGCUCCUGAUCGGUGAUUCUGGUGUGGGGAAGUCCUGUCUCCUUCUCCGGUUUGCAGACGACACGUACACAGAGAGCUAUAUUAGUACCAUUGGUGUGGACUUCAAGAUCAGGACCAUCGAGCUGGAUGGGAAGACCAUAAAGCUUCAGAUUUGGGACACGGCCGGUCAGGAACGAUUCCGCACCAUCACCUCCAGUUACUACAGAGGCGCUCACGGCAUUAUAGUGGUGUAUGACGUGACAGACCAGGAGUCCUUCAACAACGUCAAACAGUGGCUCCAGGAGAUUGACCGCUAUGCCAGUGAGAACGUCAACAAGCUGCUAGUAGGCAACAAGUGUGACCUCACAACAAAGAAAGUUGUGGACUACACCACAGCUAAGGAGUUUGCUGACAACUUGGGGAUCCCCUUCCUGGAGACCAGUGCCAAGAGCGCCACCAACGUGGAGCAGGCUUUCAUGACCAUGGCGGCUGAGAUCAAGAAGAGGAUGGGCCCUGGGGCCACGGCUGGUGCCUCCGAGAAGUCCAAUGUCAAGAUCCAGAGCAAACCAGUCAACACCUCGUCUGGAGGCUGCUGUUGAGACCCGGCACCUGCCACGCCCUGAAUCCACCCCCCAGUCUCAUAUUACCACAGGGAAAGGAAACAGAGAGGGAGGGAGACUUUGACUGGACCGGUUUGUAAUUGUGUGUACACCAGAUCCCCCCCGCCCCACCACCCACCCUUUGAAAGUCAGCAAAAGGACGGUAAGCCCAUCAUCCCCACAGAACACACCGGGCCUGUCUUUUUUUCUUACUUUACCAAAACAAAAUGUCCUCCAUUUUUACCAGAGAGAGAAAACAGAAGUAAACGGCCUCUCUUCUUUGUUUGUUCAGCUGUGUUUGCCCUGCUCUUCUUUGUUCAGUGAGUCACUUUGUCACGCUGAAAGAGUCGUCUUUAUUUGGCAGCCCUGGAGAGCGGCGCACCUCUGGCCCCGAUCUCCUCUCAUACACUGUUAAGACUUCAAAUGCAGCACAUGCUUAAACCAGCAUCAUGCAUGUUACAGCUGAUCACGUGCGCUCUCACUUGCAUCUGGAAUGCAGUCAUGAGGCGAAGGCCUUCCUGGCCAAACUCCACCCAGGAAGUGCUCCCGUGACACCGCUCACUCCAACCUCAGUGUUGCCCCCAACUGCCAGUGCCUUUGUGGCAGGAGUUUCCCAUGAUGCCUUCGGUGCUGUGGUGUUGUCGGCAUACUCCCCUCAUAUGCCCACAGUCAUGACGUCCUGUGUAUGGUAGCAGCUAACAUUCCUGUGUAUAUACUGGGCUGCGUGUGCUCUGCUGGUCUCAUACAAUAAGCAUGUGCUACAUUGGGAGGCGCGACGUCAGCGUGCGCUUUUCUCUGCUAAUGUUUCUCAACGACAGCACAACAGGAGGAAGUAAACCACAGCUCUGCUCCAGAAUCAUCUAUAAACUGUAUAUAUUUAUACAUAAAGGGAGUGAUUUGCAGAUAGUGUAGAGAAGUGAGGGAAGCGAGGGACAUGAUAAGUAGCUGGAAUUAGGAAGCUCAGCACGUGAUUGGUGGCUGCGGACGUGACAUUUUUGUGGCACUCUGUCUACUAUUAAACAAUGAAGGAGAUCUUUGAUAA